CACUGCCAGCCAUGUAUCCAGCCCAGAGUCAGAGGUAACCGCCAUCAAAGCCUCUGCGUCCGUCUCCGCGGGCGGCGCCCUACCCGGCGCGGGGCGGACACCCGCCUCAGCACAGUGAUCACCGACAGGCUGCAGGCGGGAAGAAGAAGGGACCUAGAAAUGCGGUUGCUCAUUCCGUGGAACACACCCCGUAUGCUCAAGGCAGCUUUCGCGAGACACCGUACCGCCACAAAGCCGUCAAACAGCCAUCAGCUAGUCCCCGAUCGUCACGCGCACCCUCGUGAAAUCAUUGGCCCAACCCCAGAGCCCUCGGAUGGCUAUACGGCUGCUUCGGAUGAAGAAUCAGCCCGGAUCAAGAGGAUUAUAGCGAAAACGCAGAUGGUGGAAGAACUGACGCAAGAGGUUGUUGAUAUCUUCAUGAGCGCAGGGUCUUCCGGCGCAGUCGCAAGCCCUUUACUGAACCAUGGAGGAGGUACAAACCAGCUGAUGUAAUUCUGUUCAAAGAGAAGUUUUUGUCGGUAAGGGGGUGCUU
Messenger RNA from Colletotrichum godetiae, 532 nucleotides. RefSeq lists its product as uncharacterized. NCBI's taxonomy places the organism in Eukaryota, Fungi, Ascomycota, Sordariomycetes, Glomerellales, Glomerellaceae. The record is from RefSeq and is a predicted model, not a curated record. The transcript has 4 exons. Bases 160 to 492 code for a protein of 110 amino acids.